Apis laboriosa (Himalayan honeybee) is the source of this 1938-nucleotide messenger RNA. RefSeq names its product tumor susceptibility gene 101 protein (gene TSG101). The coding region runs from base 149 to 1411 and encodes 420 amino acids. Gene Ontology annotation, biological process: endosome to lysosome transport; protein transport; protein modification process. The transcript has 8 exons. Lineage: Eukaryota; Metazoa; Arthropoda; Insecta; Hymenoptera; Apidae. Gene Ontology annotation, molecular function: ubiquitin binding. Gene Ontology annotation, cellular component: ESCRT I complex. The record is from RefSeq and is a predicted model, not a curated record.
UUUUACAUAUCAUGAAAAAUAACACAACGAUAUAAUUCAUGAAAUGAUCAAAAAAUUCUAAUAAAUUUUUAUAUAUAACAUUUAUAAAAAAUUUUCAUUUUAAACAUCAUUUUUUUUUAUAUCCAGUAAUUCUACAAUACGAAGUUAAAUGGUGAAAAUGACAUCUAUAGAUGAAGGAAAAUUAAAACAAAGUUUAUCAAAAUACCAAAAUUCUGAUAUUACAAAAAAACAUGUCAUAAAAGUUCUGAAUCUUUAUAAGGGUUUAAAAUAUAAUGUAGAACCAUUUGUAUUUAAUGACGGAUCACGUAAAGAAUUGUUUAAUUUACAAGGAACAAUACCUGUAUCUUAUAAAGGUAAUUAUUAUAACAUUCCUAUAUGUAUAUGGCUUAUGGAUACACAUCCUAAUAAUGCACCUAUGUGCUAUGUCAAACCUACUGCAGAUAUGAGCAUUAAAGUUAGUAUGUUUGUUGAUCAUAAUGGAAAAAUUUAUUUACCAUAUCUUCAUGAUUGGUUACCACAUUCAUCUGAUUUACUUAGUUUAAUUCAAAUAAUGAUUGUAACAUUUGGAGAACAGCCACCUGUUUAUGCUAAACCACGACAAGGUAUACAAACAACAAGUUCUACACCUUAUCCUGUACAGCCUUUCAUGUCUAUACCUGGAAGUGGAACACAUAUACCUGGUUCUAGUUUUUCAUCAUAUCCUCAAAACUCACAAUAUACAGGUGGAAAUAAUAUUUAUCCUCCAUACAUGUCUACAACAUCUUCUGGAUUUCCAUAUCAAGGUUAUGGUUCGUAUGGAGGAACUGCAUCAAAUUAUCCAUCACAAAGUUGUACUGGUUCUUUUCAAUAUCCUCCAUCAACACAACCAUCUCCAACAGUACCUGCUACUGUUGGUGCAUCAGGUACAAUUACAGAAGAACAUAUUAGAGCUUCAUUAUUAUCAGCAGUAGAAGAUAAAUUAAGACGAAGACUUAAAGAACAAUUUUCACAAUUGUCAGCUGAAUUAGAAACAUUACGUAGAACACAGCAAGAACUUACAAGUGGAUCUGCUCAUCUAACAGAUUUGUUUGAUAAAUUAAAAAAAGAGAAAACUGAACUUGAAAAAAAUAUUACUAUACUUCAAGAUAAAGAAGCUGAAUUGGAAAAAGAAAUUGCAAAACUUUCUGACAAUCAAUCAAUAGAUGUUGAUGAAGCUGUUACAACAAUCGCACCACUUUACAAACAAAUGUUAAAUGCAUUUGCGGAAGAAGCAGCCACAGAAGAUGCUAUCUACUAUUUAGGCGAAGCUUUACGUUGUGGUAUUAUAGAUUUAGAUGCAUUCUUAAAACAAGUACGACAACUUUCACGCAGACAAUUUAUGCUAAGAGCUCUUAUGCAACGCUGUCGUCAAAAAGCAGGAUUGGCUGGUUAAAUAUUUUACUCAAUUUUUAUCAAGUUGUGCUAUUCAAUAUUUUAUUUUAUUACAAACAAUAUACGCAAUACGAACUACAUAAAUCCUAUAAAGAUAUGUUAUAGAAAAAAAUAUCUUCGUUAUGGAAACAUUAAAUGCUGCAUAUACAAUAUAAAUUUUGUUUCAUGUUAUAUACAUUUUGUUUAUAACAAAGGACAAACAAAGUUUUUAUAUACAAAAAUUAACAAAAAAUAUACACACACACACACAUACGUAUAAAAUAAGGUUUAUAAAGGCUUUAAAUAAUUACAUAAAAAUAAAUAUCUUUGUUUUACAGAAUUAUAUUGUUUUACAGAAUUAUAUUUUUAAAUGUAUUUAUAUAUUCUUAUUUAAAAAUAUGUAAAAAAUGUGUACUUUUUAAUUGAUUUUUUAUAUUAUAAAAAAAAUUGUAUUUAAAAUAGUGAUUUUAAAUGUUAAGAAAUACAAAUGCUUAUUACUGUGUGAUAAAUAUGUAGAUUAAUCAUUAUAAUUGCAUGAUUUAGUAAAAA